GGGUACUGCGCCCUCCAGGUGGAGGUUCCAAUUUCAACUUGAGCUUUGAUUUGCCAAAAGAGCAGCCGGUGCGAAGGAACAAAAUGGCAUCCAACAUCUUUGGUCUUCCUGAAGAGAAUCCAAUUUCUAGGGCUGGCUCAACAGGGGCCAUGCCCGGAGGUGUCAGAGAAGAUUCUGAACCAUCUGGACCACAAAGGAUAAACGCUUCUGAUGCAAACUGUGGGGACUUUGUAGAUCCAAAGGACGGGGAAAGCGGUGAAACUUUUGAAAACAUUGAGGCUGACAUAGAAGCUGCUCCAGGCCAGAGUGAAGAAAAAACCCUGCCUGCUGCACCUGUUCCUAGUCCAGUAGCACCAGUACCUGCACCAUCCAGGAGAAAUCCACCUGGUGGAAAGUCCAGCCUAGUCCUCGGUUAAACGUGUUCCUUUCUGACUGUUUUGAACUCGUGUCUGUUUCUUUUCCCCCCAUGCUUGUGAACUGCACAACUUGAGCCUGACUGUACAUCUCGAAUUUCUUUCAUUAAAAAGAAGCACUUUA
Molecule: messenger RNA, 537 nt
Organism: Terrapene triunguis (Three-toed box turtle)
Lineage: Eukaryota; Metazoa; Chordata; Testudines; Emydidae
Gene: JPT1
Product: Jupiter microtubule associated homolog 1
Exons: 4
Coding region: 84-416 (110 amino acids)
Cellular component (GO): nucleus
Source: RefSeq, a predicted model, not a curated record